AUGAUUGACAGGAAUGUCGAAAGCGGAACCAUUUUGGAUAAUUUGGUCAAUAAGAUGGAAGAAUACGCCAAUAAUUUGGAAUCUCUCGUCGAAGAACGAACAGCAGAUUUCUUGGAAGCUAAGAGCAAAGCAGAGGACCUUCUCUAUCAACUGUUGCCAAAGUAUGUGACGAGUCAACUAAUCGCAGGGCAAUCAGUGACUGCGGAAGCGUUCGAUUGCGUCACUAUAUUGUUCAGUGAUAUCGUGGGCUUUACGUGUCUGUCGGCUCAGAGCACUCCUAUGGAAGUGAUUGACUUUCUUAAUGAUCUCUACAUUUGCUUUGAUUCAAUUGUCGGCAACUUUGAUGUCUAUAAGGUUGAGACAAUAGGGGACUCAUAUAUGGUUGCGUCGGGACUUCCGAUGAAGAACGGAGAUCUUCACGCGCGAGAAAUUGCGCGAAUGUCGCUCUCAUUGCUCAACGCUGUCAUGUCGUUCACAAUAAGGCAUAAACCGGACCAACAGCUCAAAGUGCGGAUUGGCAUCCAUUCGGGGCCAGUCGUGGCCGGCAUUGUGGGCCUCAAAAUGCCCCGCUAUUGCCUCUUCGGUGAUACAGUCAACUGCGCUUCAAGACUCGAAUCCACGGCUUUACCCCUAAAAAUCCAUAUCAGUUCUGCAACUAAACAAAUAUUAGACAAAUUUGACAAACAAUUCAAAUUGGAGUUAAGAGGAGACGUUCACAUUAGGCUAAUGGUUUAUAGGAUCGUUCGGCCCCUCAGCCCCCGCUCUAUGGGAUUUAACAUGGGAUCU
Messenger RNA from Medioppia subpectinata, 786 nucleotides. The record is from the annotation of a GenBank genome assembly. NCBI's taxonomy places the organism in Eukaryota, Metazoa, Arthropoda, Arachnida, Sarcoptiformes, Oppiidae.